Molecule: messenger RNA, 8714 nt
Organism: Manduca sexta (tobacco hornworm)
Lineage: Eukaryota; Metazoa; Arthropoda; Insecta; Lepidoptera; Sphingidae
Product: hydrocephalus-inducing protein-like
Biological process (GO): cilium movement; axonemal central apparatus assembly
Cellular component (GO): axoneme
Source: RefSeq, a predicted model, not a curated record
CUCUAUGGAACAAUGUCAAGUUUGAAAAGUUUGUAGAUAUUUGCCUUAGUUACGAAUUUUAUGGACAUAAUGUCAAAAGAAUACAAGAUACGGAAAGUAAAUAAGUUUCUUUUCACUUUUAUAAAUGAAGCGAGUAUAACAUGGAAAUCUUAAACAAAUUCAAACAGAAUGGCUACUUUACAGCUGAAUUGUACCAUUUGCUUGCUAAGAAGAAAUUAUUGCUUACUUCUGAAGAGAUCGUACCUUCAGAAUAUCAAAAGGAAAUGAAAAUGUCUACACUACAACGAUUACAGAACUUAAAUAAAAUAGAAGUAGAAAACAUCGUCAGCUGUGGAAAGAAACCGAAAAAUAUUGUUUUGUCUUUUACGCCUAGAGUUUUAGUUUUUCAGAAUUUUAAACCUAACGAUAAGAUCGUUGCUAAGUUUUCCGUUAAGAAUGUUAGCGAGGCGCCUACAUUCCUGAAUAUGGUAUAUAAGGAGUCAUCGUAUUUUUUUAUAAAGCCUUGUGGCGGUCAAUUGCUAUCACGUCUAGCGCCUGGAAUUAGCGUCACAUUUGCUAUUACUUUUAUGCCUGUACAGUACGAGGAUUAUACUCACAGAGUUACAUUUUAUACUGAUCUCGAUCAAUACAUCAUGCCGCUAAUAGCUAUGGGUCCAAGACCGAUAUUUGACUUUCCCGAUGAAAUCGUAAUCCCUAAAGUACCCCUUAAGAUAGAAAAGAGCGUUUUCAUGACCGUUCACAAUGUUGGGGUAAUACCAGCUGGAUUUACUCUUGAUGUGCGAUGUCCAUUUUCGGUUCAACCGAAGUCUGCUUAUUUAAAUCCCAAUGAGAAAAUUGACGUGAAAGUGUCUUUUAAAACUAUGAAAAUCGGCGAAUCCAACGGCGUAUUACACGCUAUAUUUGAAACAGGAGAAACCUUUAUUAUCAAGCUAAUGGGUAGCACGCAUUGUGUGAGUGUCGAAUUAGAAAAACAAGUGGUGCGUUUCCUCGACACGUACAAUACAAUGGUUCGGCAACAGACAUUUAAGAUUAUUAACAAAUCUGAUCAUUUGCUUACCUUCAUGUGUAUGAAAAACGACUGUGUAUAUUAUGAUUUUGAGGAGAAAAUGAAAUUAGCUGGUAUAUUUUACGAUUUAAAAGAAAGUGAAUCAGCUAAAUAUAUGAAAUUAGUGCAAUAUGAUGUUUUAAGCAGCAGCGAGCACGAAAGAGUGUACACAAGAAUAUUUUUCGAUGAAAUUCAAGCUCUUGUGGCUGACGAGACGCUGCAUUUUCAGAAUACACAUUUUUCCAUCACACCGAUUAAAGGAAAUUUGUGGCCAAACAAGGGAACUGAAAUCACGGUUAUAUUUUCUCCCAAAGAAAUAGGAGAGUUUAAAGCAACUGCGUAUUUAGAUAUAGAUGGAGUUAGCGAUCGUAUAGCUUUGAAAAUGAUGGGCGCAUCUAUGCCUCCUUCCAUUUAUUUAAACUUAGAAACACUGGAUAUGGAUUGUGUCUAUAUUAAUAAGACAUAUAAUUAUGAAAUUGUUGCAAUAAAUAGAGGUCAUAUAAAUGGCGUGAUAGUGUACAAGGAGGUGCCUCCGCUCUUUGGCAGUAUCAUAUCAUGCUCGCCGGAAAUGCAUUGCUUACGACCAGGGGAUAAAGAUAUAUUUGUUAUUUCAUUUUGUAAUUCAAAUCAGGGUCCCUAUUUUGAGGAAAUCAAUUUUUCUAUACGCGACACAGACGUAGUAUUGAAGUUAUAUUUAAAGGGAGAAGUCGUCUACCCUUCGCUGACAUUUAGUAUUCCGUGUUUAGAUUUCGGCAUGGUUAGUUUAGGUGUGCCUAAAACUAUGGAAUUGGACGUUAUCAACGAGUCUGUUGUACACGUUAAUGGGUCCGUUAAAAUAUCAUCUGACGGUCCUGAGAUCAGUAGUAUAACUCUAAAGGAUUAUGCUGUAGCGAUGCCCAAACCUGAGGUGCCACAGUGGCCCAGAGAGUUUAAUAUUGAGCCGUGUAAAGUGGAUAUAGAACCAGAAUCGAGAGUUUCUCUCAAGGUAACAUUGACAGCGAAUUUAAUCAGAGCCAAUCAAACAUCUCUUGAGUUAGAGCUUGAGAAGUCUGACAGUCCCCCCGUCGUACUCCCAGUAAUUUUCAAUGCAACGGUGCCCGAGAUUACGUCAGCGCCUGACAUCAAACUGAGGGCAUGCUUCCUGGAUUUUCCAUAUAAAAAAGAAAUAGUCAUAUCCUCAAAUGAGUUUUAUGGGUAUUUUACUUUGGACGAAUCAAAAGAAGAAACGCCCUUAGAAGUAGACGUUGGUGUCAAAGAAGGAUGGAUAGAACCCAACAGUUCGGUAUCCUUACCCGUUGUUAUAAAAACAGGAGUAUUAGGAGUUCAAGAGUACUCAGUUCGGAUACAUUUAUUUGGUCUGUCCCAAUCUAUCGAGAUUUGCCAUGUAGCGGGUUGCGGUGUGCGACCCAUAGUGACGUGCACGCCAAUGGCUCUACAUUGGGGACAAGUUAAAUUGUUGAACAGAACCCAAAAAGUGUUAACAAUGUGCAACGAUUCUCCAGUUAACGUUUAUUUUAAGGCAUCAUUGCUAAAUAAAGAUGGCCGUUGGCAUAUUCAGCCCACUGAAGGGUACAUUGAACCUGAAUCGGAAACAGAUUUGCAGCUAUCUUUAUAUCUAAUAGAUGCCGAUACGUACACAAAUAAAGCGGUGCUUCAGUUGGAAAAAGUCAAAGAUAUUCUAGUACCUUUGUCUGCUACCGGAGUUGGUACAAGCAUACUGGUUGGCGACCUUCGUGACAAAAUUGUACUCGGGCGCCAUUUUACCAAAAUACCAUUGAAUUCCAAAGUGAUUAUGGAAAACCGUGGGACGCGAAUGCAUGCUUUAGAGUGGAGUGAACACUAUAAAGCCCCUAAAACGAAACAACAUACCGCGGGAUUCUUUAGCUUGGAUCCUAAAGUUUUUAAAAUGGCUGCAGGGGAAAAAAUUGAAUUAAUUAUUACAGGUUUAUCUUCUAAAGUAACCACUGUCAAAGAAAUGUGGUAUCUUGUGGGCAGUGUCGAGGGUAUUAAAAAAGAAUUGCUACUUGAAUGUCAAAUUAUAGCUGAAUUUGUUGAUCCGAAAAUAGAAGUUUCCUCUUCUGUUAUAGACUUACAAUAUGACUACGGGCCGUAUAGCGAAUAUUACAAACUAACCGAUAUAAUUACCAUUAAAAACGUUUCUAAAUUACCUUUGGAUAUCGACAUAAGCGUAAAGCCUCCAUUUGCUAUUAUUCAAAAGCAGAAUACAUAUAAAAUAUUGCCUGAAGAAGAAAAUCAUUGUUGCUGCAUCUGUUAUAAUGAAUCAGAUUUGAAUGUCUCGAAGAUGAUUAAUGAAAUCGGUUCACACCAGUCGCAGAUAUUUGUAGAUUAUUUAACAUUAAAACCUGUAGAACCAUUGCGCAAGGGACACUUACAUUUUUUUGAAGAUAUUAAUAAAAUUAAAAUAGCAUUCAAUCUCACACACUUAGUUGAAGAACGUUUGGAAGAUCAAGAAGUUAUGAAAAUACAAAUUUUGUUUGAUACUACUAAACAUUUAUCACUGAAAUCUCGAGUCUAUUGUGAUUUAAUGAGAAUUAGAUUCAAGGGGCAUAAAAACAAAGUUCGUAUUAAACUAACAAGUAUCUAUAAUGUGAACUUUCCGAACAUGUUCGUUUUGUCGCCUAGAGUUGAUUUUCAGUGUAUACUUAAUGGAAGCCUGGAGAGUAAGACUAUCAAGAUACAGAAUAUUACUCCAUUACUAGUUUGCUACAAAUUGCAGUGGAAGAAGUCUAUAAUAACAGCAGCAGUAGUACCGGAAAUUCCUAAGGUACCAUAUACCGACCAAGCUAGUCAAAUUCAAACGUCUACUGAAGCCACAGAGACUACUUUGAGCGUUGUUCAAGAGGCUGAGGGCUUACCUUCAGCGGUUUCUAACCUAGAAAAAGUAAUAGAUCAAGAAAGCAUUACGAAAGAGAUAGCUUUACCCAUUCACGAACAAUUAGAAUCCGUGAUUGACGAAGAUUCAGUUGCUUCUUUCAAUUUUAUGAAAACAAGAACUAUGAAAAAAAUCGCACCAAUGAUAUCUGAUGAAUAUGACGUACAAUUUGAUUGGAUAGGAAAAUUUGCUAGAAAGCAAAAGGCUACAAAGAUCAAUGUGAAUGACGUUUUGCAGCUAGUUCCACAUAGAGGACUUUUAAAACCAAGUGAAAUACAAUAUAUCCAUGUGAUAUUUAGACCUAAAACAAAUAUACAUGUUCGCGCUAUUUUAGAAUGUGAAGUAUUGGGGGGACCUCCAGAAUCUAUAAUAGUGACUGGCCAAAGUUCAGAUUUAAUGUACAAGAUAAAUACUCAACAAAUUAAUUUCAAAAUAAGAUCUUUUCACGAGCUCGCUUUUGAACAAUUGGUUAUAUCAAAUAUAGCACCAUUACUAUUUGAAUACAAAACCUACUUAAAUGAACCUGUGCUUGAAAAUGAAUUAGAAGGAACUAUUCUCGACUUAGUGCCGCCAGAAAAAGCACUAGAGCCUGAAGAAGUAACUGAAAUGAAAAUAGUUGUAAGGCCUGGUGUUGUAGGUUAUUUCAAUAGAGUAUUUCUGUUAGAGAUAGGACAUCUGCCUCACAUACCAAUUGAAGUGUUUGGAUGGGGUGUUAUUCCCCAGGUUUACCUGACUUUACACAGACCAGGCAUUAUUCAUAUACACCCUGAAGUAGGAUAUUUAGCUAUUCCAAUGUUGACAAUGGAAUAUUUAGAAGCAAUUAACGAACUUUUUACGAAAUCUCCAUCAGAACACUUAAAUUCGCCUCUCACUGAAAAAUGUUUCGAAGAUCCUGAAUUGCAACAAAAUUGGCAUAUUUGCUCUUCUUGGGAUGCUUACCCUUCUGUGAUGGACAUUGAAUUAGCGAUAGAAAGAAUUUUAGUCAUAAAUCACAUAAAGUUGCGACCGGAGUUACUAACAGCUUAUUCCAAUACAUCAAAGAUGGGACCUAUUCCUGGAUUUCACACAACAUCUUAUGUAAUCGAUUAUGGAGUUGUGAUAACGGGGAGUACGGUGCAAUGCAUGGCCGAAGUUAUUAAUUAUGGACCUAUUCCUACAAAACUUCAUUUCGCAAAAGGCACUCACAUACCUCCAUGGCUGGGAAUAAAAUUAUGUGGAAAGCUAAGUCCUGGAGAAGCCGGCAAAUUAGAAAUUAUGUUUUCUCCUAGUUCCAACGACUUUAUACAGCUGGAGGAGCCCGUUGAAACGUGUGUUAAUUUAGAGAUACCAUACGGUGUAACAAUACCAAUUCAGAUAAAAGCACUCUGUGCAGUGCCGUAUUUACUAUCCAAUGUGGCAGAAAUUAAUUUCGGGUCUGUUAGAUGUGGAGAUAAAAUUAUUUGUUCAAUACCAUUAAAAAACGUGGGUAAACCUACCUGCAUUUGGUAUGUGACAUUAAAAUUGAAAGCACCUGGCCCCAAUCCUAUGGUGGUGUUGGAUAGUUCAGGAAAAUACGAACCGGGCGAAGGAGGAUGGCUUAGUGUAGCCUUCAAACCAACAAUGGAGAUGACAUACGAAGGCUUACUUAUAUUCAGAUUUCACAUGAAUCCGACUAGAAUGACUAUACCAGUCUCAGGGCAGGGAAUCCUACCACAGGUUCAUAUCAUUGGGCCACAUGUUAACUUUUCCCCUACUCUACCUUGGGCGGAAACUACUGACGUCUACUUUGGAUUAACGAAUCCCUGCCCUUUUCCAAUAGAACUGAUUGUAGCUCAUAGCGAUGAAAAGUGGAAGGAAGAAGAUGAAAUAUAUCAACUACUUACUAAAUAUUAUAACAAACCGGAUGAAAUGCUCGUACCAGCUAUAAGACCUGGGACUGGUUUACCAUUCGAAAUAAUAAACUUCUAUAAGAAAUUUACAGAAAAAGUUACCAAGGCUCUCGAGGAGGAAUCUGCAGCAGCAAGAGCUCUCAGUACUCGGGCUAAUACAGCAGCAAAAAAAACAGCUAAAGGCUCAAAGCCAACUCCGAAAUCAACUACUCCUAAGGAAGCAACUCCAAGAAAGUUUAGAACUGAAGCGGAAAUCGUUGCCGAUGAGAUCAAAUCAUUAAAAGAAAACAAUGUAGAUCCGCUUAAAGAAUGUUUACACGUGUUUGACCAUUCAUCGACCGAUACAAAAACAGACAAAAAUAUGAAAGGUCUUCUCGUCUUUGUACAUGGAUCCCCAUGUGAAGAAGCACAUUGUCAAGAAAUAGCUUACUCUAUCGGAAAAAGGAUAGAUUUACCCACAAUUAAUGUUGACCUCUGUAUUGUGGAAGCACUAUGUAUAUGUGAUUGUCCAGCGAAACAAAUUUUAACCAGUGCGAUACAUGAAACUUUCGAAAUGUCGCAGAAACAUGCGAAAGGGGAUUCAGACGAUAACGAUGGUGUCAGCCAAGAAGCAUUCAAUGAAAAUGAAGAUGAGUUUGAUAUCAUUUUAAGAAAAAUAGAGUUCUUGGCGAAUAAUAAAAACGUUGGACCCUCGAUCAAAAGCCAGCGAUAAAAGAAAAAGAAAUCGUCUAAUUCAUCGAUUGCUUCCCAUUCUGCUUUGGGCGCAAUGGGAUCUACUACACUAUUUCACAUGGAUUUAAUUCAUGAGUUGCUAACGGAUUUUUUUAGCCGUCCUAAAUUUAUGAAAGGCUUUGUAGUAGACUGCUUAACGAGUCUUGCUAAAAAUCCUCCAUUAGUCCUUACUACAGUGUUGAGGUGUAAGCCCACAAUAUGGAACGUACACCUUGUGUUAUGUCAGUCUGAUUUCUAUAGGUGGGCACAAACGUAUGAAGAAACUCACAGGGAAAAUGAUUUGAUUGAUGAGAACAUGUCCAAAGUUUAUGACGAAGUUGAAAUAGAAGGCAUAAUAAAAUCUUUUGAAGAUAUGACUGCAGAAGAAUUUGAAAACUCAUCCCCAGAGUUAAAAUCUAUUUAUAUAAAUUAUGGGUUAGAGGAACGUCGACAAAAAUAUUACGAAUCAAUAGGACAAGUCGGGGAAAUUAUCCGAAAGGACAAAUCUGGUAAAGAUCGUAGCAAAUCUUUGUUGCAAGUAGAUGCAUCGGAGUCAAAGAAGAAAAUAAAAAAGGAGGAUACUAGAGCAAAACCUACAAGCGAAUUCUUAGUUAUGAAUACUAAGUAUAACGAUUACACUAAAAAUACGUACGAGAAUCUUAUCAACAUUGCUAAUAAUUGGGUUUUUGAGGAAAGUGAUGUAGGAAGUCCCAUUUAUGGUUUUAAUGGACAAGUGGUGGGAGCGGCACAAAAAAAGGCAAAAAGGAAAUCCGAAGUUCAAUUUCAGGUGUCAGAAGUUAGUUUCGAAGAUAGAGGUUUUCCUCUAACUUUCAUAAUGUGUCCUUGUAUGCAAUACAAAAAGCAUCUAAAUUUGUUAGAUGAUACAACGCAAGAUAAUGUACUAAACAUUUUGUCUAAGUGGCAUUGCACUUGUGCCAAGAAACGGCGCUUAGUGCUGCAGCCUGGUGACCUGGUUAGAUGUAAAUACUCGUUCAGUCCGCAAGUGGAGGGCAAUUUUAGUGUUAAACGAUACGUCGAAGUCAGCGGGUGGCCAGACUCCAGAGUUGAUAUUAACGUUGUUGGUAUAUGCGAUUUACCAAGACUGGAUAGUAGACCAAAAAAAAUGUUCCAAAACUUCGCUAGAAGAGCCGUAGAGGACAAAGUAUACAAAGUGACUUACUUAGAUAAUCUCAAGAUGUUUGAAUUUGGACCCAUAUUUAUAGGAAACUUUAGAAUAUAUGAAGAAGAAUACACAAUUGAUUUGAAAAACUCUUCUUUAAUUACGGCUGAUGUUGAAAUAGAGUUCCAAGAGGAAACUACCGUUUUUCAAAUUGACAAAGAUUUCGUUACAUUAGAGCCGGGAUGUCGUGGAAAAUUGACUAUAUCGGCAGCCCCCGCUGAAGUUGGAAUCCAUAAUAGCGUGCUACUUUUUUGUGUAAAAGAUAAUCCAGAGAUUAUAACGAUUAAUAUUGGUUGCAGUGGAGUAGUACCCGUAGUAGAAAUACUACCGCUUACUAAGCAAAUUGAAUACGGAAAACUUUUACUGUAUCGUCGAGAAGAUGACAGAUUCAUUGUCAAGAAUGACUCUAUUUUGCCAAUAAUGUGGAAAAUACGGAAUUCCCAGGAGUUCAUGGAAGAUUUUAUUAUAGCUCAAACAUCAGGCAUCGUACCCAGACAGGAUAAUCAAGUAGUUCCAGUGACAUACAUUGCGUGUAGAGUCGGUGUUAUUUCGCAUAAAACUCUCACAAUUGAUAUAUACGACGCGGAUGGCCGAGGUGAACCAAUGUUAAUUGACACCUUAUACUUAUCGGCCGAGUGUUACGAUGUCAUGGUUGAAUGUGCCUACGAAAAUCCCGCUGAAACGUAUCUUAAUUACGGAAACGUGAAAGUAAAUUCCACUGUGGUCAGAGAAAUGUAUUUGUUGAACCGUGGCAAAUAUAACAUUUAUUUUAAGUUGAAAAAAGUACGAAACUUGGAACCCUCUUUAUUGAGAUCCUUCGAAGUAACUCCGGAGUGUGGUAUAAUUCCUUCGAGUCUGAGACUGGUGUCGAUCGAAUUUGAGUGUACACCCACUACGUCGAUUAAUCUCGUAAAUGUGCCCGCCUAUAUAUGUUCUUUAUUGGACGGCAGUAAAGAUCAGGUUGUUGUUGCCAAGUUCCCAGUAUGUGUGACAAUUGCAUCGUUUUACAAUACGUAA